AUGGAAACGCUUUCGAUUAAUAUGAUUUUAACUUUUCCUUUAGAUCCUAUGCACAUGGUGUACCUAGGUGUCACAAAAAAGCUGGCUAAUUUAUGGAUAGAUUUAGCACACAGGAGACUGCUGAACUUGAACUCAUGUGCAAUUAGGGACAUAAAUAAUUUAAUAUCAGGUUGCGAGGCAAGUACUCGUUCCGACUUUCUGCGAAAAUGCCGUACACUAGACUUUGUAUCGGCAUGGAAAGCUUCUGAAUGUAGGUUGUUCCUUCCGUAUUUAGGCCCGGUGAUUCUUCAAAAAACAUUGCCGCAACCUCUGUAUCUUAAUUUCCGGCGUUUAGCGUUAUCCAUUUAUCUGCUUGCACAUCCUAAAUUACAUAAUACUGUUGUAGAAUCCGCCAGAACAGAUUUACAAAACUUCGUGAAGGAAUAUGAAUGGUGUUAUGGGUCUGAAAACUUAGUUUACAAUAUGCAUUCGUUACAGCACCUCCCUGAUGACGUUCGUGCACAUGGACCUUUAGAUAGUUUUUCAGCCUUUCCAUCCGAGUCUUAUAUGAGACAAAUUAAGGAUUCUGUACACAGUGGGUUUGCUGUAGCUAAGCAAGCAGCUCAGCGUUAUGCUGAAAAAAUGUCCUUCUGCGAUAGGUCUCAACGUAGCUGUUCAAUAAAUAAUACCCCGAUAGGCGCUAAUGAUGUCUCCAAUAAACAAGUAAUUAUGUGUAAGAAUAGUAAAAUAACUUCAUCUAAGCCUAAUAAUGUAGUGGUAGUAAACGGACAGCCUGGUUUAGUCACUGAUAUAAGGGAGGAUGGACAACUGUAA
Molecule: messenger RNA, 813 nt
Organism: Schistosoma haematobium
Lineage: Eukaryota; Metazoa; Platyhelminthes; Trematoda; Strigeidida; Schistosomatidae
Exons: 1
Coding region: 1-813 (270 amino acids)
Source: RefSeq, a predicted model, not a curated record